AUGGAAGAAUCGCCAGCGGAGGAUAAAAGAUUCGGUUUUAUUGAGGACUACGUGUUGAAGACUUUGAAACUGAAAAAGGACAGAUGGCAGAAAUGCAUGUCUACGGAGGACAGCAAGCAAGUUAUUCAGGAGUUUUUAGACAAAACCGACCACAUCACGUUGGUCAUCUCCCUAAAUGCUGCAGGGCUGUUGCUGCCCACUGUCGGAUUUCCAACGACUAGUAAAAAUAAAGCGGUUUACUUCGUCAAACGAAGCAAAAGUCCUUUAACGGCCGAUUCAAUCAAAAGUAAUUUGGUCUAUGGAGAUUUGUCAUACGCUCCGCUUGACCAGUUUUCUGCGCUCGUGGAGGAGGUGGUAGUCCCGUUGCUGUCGAAUGGGAAGAAUCACGGUGACUGGCCGCAGGUGGUGUCCCAUGACGUAAAGCGGCACGUCCACUCCCUGAAGACCAACGUGUUUGUGGUGUCCGGUCAGGUGAAGGGUAAGACCCUACUGCCCCUGCCCCUGGGGGCAGAGAGAGUGGAGCAGGCGGCCCUAGAGAGAGACAAGAGGGGGGACGUGGUGGACAAGAGCGUCAUCCACUCCAUAGAGUCGGUGGUGAUCGAGUGGAGCCACCAGAUCAGCGCGGUCCUGAAGAAGGACUCCUCCGAGGCUCUGCUGGAGGGCAGGAGCCCCACGCCCCACACUGAGCUUCUCUUCUGGAGGAACAGGUAUGCAGACCUGGAGUGCAUCCAUUCCCAGUUCAGGUCGUCCAAGGUGACUAAGAUGGCAGUGUUGUUGGAGGCCAUGGAGAGCAGCUACUGUCCAGCUUUUAACAACAUGCUGCAAGACGUCCUGGCAGCGCUGGAGGAAGCGCAGGACAUCUGCACCUACCUCAGGCCCCUGCAGCGCCACUUUGACGACAUGGAGAACGUGGAGUUCCCCGAGGUCAAAGGUCACAUUGCGCCCCUGAUGCACGCCGUGUGUCUGGUGUGGGCUAACUCUCGCUACUACAACACCCCAGCCCGCCUCAUCGUGUUGCUGCAGGAGACCUGUUACCUGCUCAUCCAGCAGGCCCGGGCCUACCUGAGCCCGGAGGAGCUUCUGAAGGGUGAGGUGUCAGAGAGUCUGCUGAAGGUCCAGACCACCCUGGAGGUUCUGCAGCUGUUCAGACACACCUACGAGGAGCAGCGGGCCGGGCUGGACCGGUACCGGAGAGACGGGAGGGAGGUCCGGCCCUGGGACUUCUCUCCCCUCAUGGUGUUCGCUGGGCUGGACCGCUUCCUGGAACGGCUCCGGACCAUUGAGGAGGUCCUCCUGACGGCGGUGGACCUGCUGAAGCUGGAGAAGGUGGAGUUCGGGGGGGUCAGAGGUCGCUCCCUCAGCCAGCAGGUCCAGUGGCUCCACCAGGACUUCCUGGACACCUACAAGGUGUUCACAGAGAAGCCCUACGACUGCCUGGACGUAACCAACAAGGAGCUGGAGGCGGACGUGAGGGCGUUCAGGCUGAAGGUGGAGGACAGUGACCGGCGGCUGGGGUCCACGUUCUGUCAGGCCUUCGAUGAUGCUUCCGGACUGGAGAGCGCCUUUAAGGUCCUGGACAUGUUUGGCAGCCUGUUGGAGCGCCCUCUGGUGGCUGCAGACGCUCAAGACAGGUACCCUCUCCUGAUCAGCAUGUUUGACCAGGAGCUGGACUGCAGCAGGGCGCUCUUCAACAGACACACGCAGGCUGUGGAGGAGCAGGGCUUGACUCCUGUGAAUAAAAACAUGCCAGCGGUAGCGGGGGGGCUGAGGUGGGCCCGGCAGCUUCAGCAGCGCAUCCAGACGCCCUUCUCCAAGUUCAGACACGUAUCUCACCCGUGCCUGGAGUCUGCAGACGGACGCAGGGCCAUCCAGAAGUACGAGGAGAUGAUCCUGCUACUGGACAGGUACUCCCGGGGUCUGUACGAGGCGUGGACGAACGCGGUGGCCGAGCAGUCUCAGUUCAACCUCAACCUGGCCCUGCUCAGCAGGGAGCCCUCCACACGCCUCCUCUCCGUCAACUUCAGCCCCCAGCUGGUGUCAGUGCUGAGGGAGGUGAGGUAUCUGGAGGCCCUGCAGACUGAGGUCAUCCCUGACACUGCAGCGCUGCUCUACACCACCAGGGGGCAGCUGUGGCAGUACCUGGCCAACCUGGAGCUCACAGUAGGGAGCUACAACAAGGUGGUGCGCUCCGUGCUGGAGGUGGAGUACCCUCUGAUCCGGAGUCAGCUGGCUGACAUCGACGCUCGUCUCCGAGAAGCCGAGGAGGACAUCAGCUGGAACAGCCAAGGGAUCUGGGAGUACAUCCAGGAGGUGAGGGACGCUGUGUGUGACCUGCAGCAGCGUCUCCAGAGGACCAAGAGCCAGGUGGAGGAGAUCCAGGCCUGCAGCAGGAGCUGGUGCAGCCCCCUGCUGGAGCGCCGCGAGGGCCGCAGGGACGCCCUGCUGGCCCUGGAGGAGCGCGCCGACCGGCUGGAGCGCUGCCACGCCCACAUACGCUCCUCCGGGGACAAGAUGCACUUCCUGUUGAAGAGCAACCUGGAGCUGUUCAGAGCAGAUGUGUCAUCGGAGGACUGGAAGGUCUACGUGGAGUAUAUCGAUGACAUGGUCGUAGACGGCUUCUUCAACAGCGUUGAAUGCUCCCUCAAGUUCUUCCUGGAGAACACAGACCCCAGAGCAGGUGUAGCUCCCCUGUUUGAGGUCCAGUUGGAUCUGCAUGUUCCUGACAUGGUGUUCAAGCCGUCCCUGGAGUUUGGCUGUGGUGACGGCUUCUACGACCUGGUGGAGAGUCUGGUGAACGACACGUACCGGACCUCCUCCCUGGUGCCUCGCCUGGCCCAGCACAGCCCGUUCCCUCACUACCAGGCCGACAUAGAGGACAUGGCCGACCUGGCAGACAUGCGUCAGCUUCUCAUGGAACGCGUCCAGGGCGUCAUGGCAACCUGCUGCGAGUUCCGGAACACUCUGGAGCGCUACGCGUACCUCUACGUCGACGACAGGAAGGAGGUCAUGCGCCAGUUCCUGUUGUACGGCCACAUUUUGACCAAUCAGGAGAUCGAGGGACAAGCUGAGGGGGGGGUCAUAGAGAGACCCCCCACACUGGACACCUACCGAGAACAAGUGGAUGGGUAUGAGAGGAUCUACGAGGAGGUGCAGGCUCUGGAGCCCGUGUGUGUGUUCCAGGGCUGGAUGAGGGUGGACGGACGAGCGUUCAAGAGCGCCCUGUUGAACAUCGUGAAGAAGUGGAGCUUCAUGUUCAAGCAGCACCUCAUAGACCACGUCACAAACAGCCUGUCAGACCUGGAGGAGUUCAUCUCGGUGGCGGAGGCGGGCCUGGGCCGCAGGGUGGAGGAGGGGGACUACGCUGGCCUGGUGGGGGUCAUGGGUCAGCUGCUGGCCGUGAAGGAGCGCCAGGCCUCCACGGACGCCAUGUUUGAGCCCCUGCAGCACACCAUCGCCCUGCUGAAGACCUACGAGCAGGAGCUGCCAGACACCGUCUACAAACAGCUGGAGGAGCUGCCAGAGAAGUGGACCAACGUGAAGAAGCAGGCGGUGCUUGUGAAGCAGCAGGUGGCUCCGCUGCAGGCCAGCGAGGUGGCCGGCCUGCGCAGGAAAUGUGCCUCCUUCGACGUGGAGCAGCACGCCUUCAGAGAACACUUCCGCAAACACGGGCCGUUCAGGUUUGACAGUGAGCAUCCCUACCAGAUGCUGGAUUCGUCCCACAGACAGAUCCAGGAGAAAGAGGGUGUCAUGGCCGCACUGGUGGAGUCCGCCAGCCUGUUUGAGGUCACCGUGCCUGACUACAGACAGCUGAGACAGUGCAGGCGGGAGGUGCAGCUGCUGAAGGAGCUCUGGGACAUGAUCUCGGCCGUGAACUCCAGCAUGGCCGCCUGGAGGACCACACCCUGGAGGGACAUCAACGUGGAGGACAUGGAGACGGAGUGCAAACACUUCUCGAAAGACAUCCGAGGCCUGGAUAAGGAGGUCCGGGCCUGGGAGGCCUUCUCCGGUCUGGACAGCCAGGUGAAGAACCUGCUGGUGUCGCUGCGGGCCGUGGCGGAGCUCCAGAACCCGGCCAUACGACCCAGACACUGGCACCAGCUCAUGUCUGCCACGGGGGUUCGCUUCACCAUGGACCAGGACACCACCUUGGCUGACCUCCUGGAGCUGAACCUCCACUGCUUUGAGGAGGAGGUGAGGGGGAUUGUGGACAAGGCUGUCAAGGAGAUGGGCAUGGAGAAGGUCCUGUCAGAGCUCAACUCCACCUGGACAGGGAUGCAGUUCCAGUACGAGCCUCACCACCGCACCCAGGUCCCCCUGCUGCGCUCCGACGAGGAGCUGAUUGAGACCCUGGAGGACAACCAGGUCCAGCUGCAGAACCUCAUGUCCUCCAAGUACAUCGCCCACUUCCUGGAGGAGGUGUCGUCGUGGCAACGCAAGCUGUCGGUGGCGGACUCGGUGAUCUCCAUGUGGCUGGAGGUGCAGAGGACCUGGUCCCACCUGGAGAGCAUCUUCAUCGGGUCGGAAGACAUCCGCUCCCAGCUGCCUGAGGACUCCAAGCGCUUCGAGGGGAUUGAUGCAGAUUUCAAAGAGCUGGCGAACGCAGCCCACGAGACACCCAACGUGGUGGAGGCCACCAGCAAGCCGGGCCUGCUCGGCAGGCUGGAGGACGCCCAGGGCAGACUGUCCCUGUGUGAGAAGGCCCUGGCAGAGUACCUGGACACCAAGCGACUGGCCUUCCCCAGGUUCUACUUCAUCUCCUCAGCAGACCUGCUGGACAUCCUGUCCAACGGGACCAACCCCCACCAGGUCCAGAAGCACCUCUCCAAGCUGUUUGACAACAUGGCCAGGAUGGAGUUUGAGCUGGACGCAGAGGGCAGCGCCACCAAGACAGGCUUGGGCAUGUACAGCAAGGAGGACGAGUAUGUCCCCUUCAACCUGCCCUGCGACUGCACUGGUCAGGUUGAGGUGUGGUUGAACCGCAUUCUGGACAUCAUGAGGUCGACGGUUCGCCAUGAGAUGACCGAGGCGGUCAUGGCGUACGAGGACAAACCGAGGGAACAGUGGCUGUUUGACUACCCUGCUCAGGUGGCUCUCACCUGCACCCAGAUCUGGUGGACCCUGGACGUGGGCAUGGCGUUCUCGCGCCUGGAGGAGGGCUACGAGAACGCCAUGAAGGACUACUACAAGAAGCAGGUGGCGCAGCUCAACACCCUCAUCUCCAUGCUGAUUGGACAGCUGUCGCCGGGCGACCGGCAGAAGGUCAUGACCAUCUGCACCAUCGACGUGCACGCCAGGGACGUGGUGGCCAAGAUCAUCGCUCAGAAGGUGGAGAGCUCCCAGGCGUUUGUGUGGCUGUCUCAGCUGCGUCACCGCUGGGGAGAGACAGAGAAGCACUGCUUCACCAACAUCUGCGACGCCCAGUUCCUCUACUCCUACGAGUACCUCGGAAACACCCCACGACUGGUCAUCACGCCUCUGACUGACAGAUGUUACAUCACCCUGACCCAGUCUCUCCACCUGACAAUGAGUGGGGCUCCAGCCGGCCCAGCCGGUACUGGGAAGACUGAGACCACCAAGGACCUAGGCCGAGCGCUCGGCAUUAUGGUCUACGUGUUCAACUGCUCCGAGCAGAUGGACUACAAGUCGUGUGGGAACAUCUAUAAGGGCCUGGCUCAGACAGGGGCGUGGGGCUGCUUCGACGAGUUCAACAGGAUCUCAGUGGAGGUGCUCUCCGUUGUCGCUGUUCAGGUGAAGAGCAUCCAGGAUGCCAUCCGGGACAAGAAGAAGAGGUUUAACUUCAUGGGCGAGGAGGUUAACCUGUUCCCCUCCGUGGGAAUCUUCAUCACCAUGAACCCCGGCUAUGCUGGACGCACCGAGCUGCCAGAGAACCUCAAGGCCCUCUUCAGGCCGUGUGCCAUGGUGGUGCCAGACUUUGAGCUGAUCUGUGAGAUCAUGCUGGUGGCGGAGGGCUUCCUAGACGCCCGGGUCCUGGCCAGGAAGUUCAUCACCCUCUACACGCUGUGUAAAGAGCUGCUGUCCAAACAGGACCACUACGACUGGGGCCUGCGCGCCAUCAAGUCCGUGCUGGUGGUGGCCGGCUCCCUGAAGAGAGGGGACCCGGGCCGGCCGGAGGACCAGGUCCUGAUGAGGGCCCUGAGGGACUUCAACGUCCCCAAGAUCGUGACGGAUGACAUGCCCGUGUUCACGGGGCUGAUCGGGGACCUGUUCCCGGCCCUGGACGUGCCCCGGAAGAGGGACCUGGACUUUGAAAAGGUCGUCAGAGAGUCUGUCCUGGACCUGAAACUUCAGGCGGAGGACAACUUUGUGCUCAAGGUGGUGCAGCUGGAGGAGUUGUUGGCAGUGCGCCACUCUGUGUUUGUGGUGGGUAACGCCGGCACGGGGAAGAGUCAGGUGAUGAGGUCACUCCAGAGGACCUAUCAGAACAUGAAGCGCCGGCCUGUGUGGGCGGAUCUUAACCCCAAGGCCGUGACCAAUGAUGAGCUGUUUGGGAUCAUCAACCCGGCAACCAGGGAGUGGAAGGACGGGUUGUUCUCCAACAUCAUGCGUGAGCUGGCCAACCUGAGCCACACUGGGCCCAAGUGGAUCGUUCUGGAUGGAGACAUAGACCCCAUGUGGAUCGAGUCUCUCAACACUGUCAUGGACGACAACAAGGUGCUGACUCUGGCCAGUAAUGAGCGCAUCCCUCUGAACCCCACCAUGAGGUUGGUGUUUGAGAUCAGUCACCUUCGCACGGCCACCCCCGCCACAGUGUCCAGAGCAGGCAUCCUGUACAUAAACCCAGCAGACCUGGGAUGGAACCCACCCGUGUCCAGUUGGAUCGACAGGAGGGAGGUCCAAUCAGAGAAGGCCAACCUGACUAUCCUGUUUGACAAGUACCUUCCCUCAUGCCUGGACACCUUCAGGUCAAGGUUCAAGAAGAUCCUGCCCAUCCCAGAGCAGAGCGUGGUCCAGAUGUUGUGCCACCUGCUGGAGAGCCUGCUGACCCCGGAGAACACGCCUCCAGACUGCCCUAAAGACCUGUACGAGCUCUUCUUCGUCUUCGCUGCCGUCUGGGCGUUCGGAGGAGCCCUGUUCCAGGACCAGGGGGUCUUCGCUGUUGUGCUUUGCCGUAUCAACCGUAUCCUGGAGUCUCCCCGUGGCAACGCCCUAUUGGUUGGCGUGGGCGGGAGUGGCAAGCAGAGCUUAACCCGAUUGGCUGCCUUCAUCUCCAACCUGGAGGUGUUCCAGAUUACCCUGAGGAAGGGCUACGGUAUCCCAGACCUCAAGAGUGACCUGGCGUCUCUCUACAUCAGAGCAGGUGUGAAGAACAUCGGCACGGUGCUGCUGAUGACCGACGCCCAGGUGGCUGACGAGAAGUUCCUGGUUCUGGUCAACGAUCUCUUGGCUUCCGGUGAAAUCCCCGAUCUCUUCGCUGACGACGAGGCGGAGAGCAUCGUCGGAGGCGUGCGGGGCGAGGUGCGGGCGUCCGGCUCGAUGGACACGCGCGAGAACUGCUGGAAAUUCUUCAUCGACCGGGUCCGACGGCAGCUCAAGGUGGCCCUGUGUUUCUCCCCGGUGGGCAGCAGACUGAGGGUGCGCAGCAGGAAGUUUCCAGCCGUGGUCAACUGCACGGCCAUCGACUGGUUCCAUGAGUGGCCACAGGAGGCGCUGGAGUCAGUCAGCCUCACCUUCCUGCAGGAGCUGGACAACAUUGAGCCUGAGCUGAAGCAGUCUGUGAGCAAGUUCAUGGCAUUCGUCCACGUCAGUGUCAAUCAAGCGUCCAAGGACUACCUGGCCAAUGAAAGGCGCUACAACUACACCACGCCCAAGUCGUUCCUGGAGCAGAUCAAGCUGUUCGGAGCUCUUCUGGGCAGGAAGAGCAGAGACCUCACCUCCAAGAUGGAGAGACUGGAGAACGGCCUGGAGAAACUCAACAGCACCUCUGCCCAGGUGGACGACUUGAAGGCCAAACUGGCCGCCCAGGAGGUGGAGCUGAAGCAGAAGAACAAUGACGCAGACCAGCUGAUCCAGGUGGUUGGCGUGGAGACGGAGAAGGUGUCGAAGGAGAAGGCGGUGGCGGACGAGGAGGAGAGGAAGGUGGCGUCCUUUGCUGUGGUGGUGACGGGGAAACAGAGAGACUGUGAGGAGGAUCUGGCCAAGGCUGAGCCGGCCCUCAUCGCUGCACAGGACGCCCUCAACACCCUCAACAAGAACAAUCUGACGGAGCUGAAGUCCUUUGGCUCCCCCGUGGUCGCUGUGACCAACGUGACCGCCGCGGUCAUGGUUCUGAUGGCCCCUGGAGGGCGGGUGCCCAAGGACCGCAGCUGGAAGGCUGCCAAGGUGAUGAUGGCCAAGGUGGACGCCUUCCUAGACGCCCUGGUCCACUUCAACAAGGAGAACAUUCCGGAAGCCUGUCUGAAGGCCAUCCAGCCAUACCUGCAGGACCCAGAGUUCCAGCCCGACCUGGUGGCCUCUAAGUCGUUGGCGGCUGCCGGUCUCUGCUCCUGGGUCCUAAACAUCGUCAAGUUCUACCAGGUGUUCUGUGAGGUGGAGCCCAAGAGACAAGCUCUGAGCAAGGCCAACACAGAGCUGGCCGCUGCCCAGGACAAGCUCUCCGUCAUCAAGUCCAAGAUCAAUCUCCUUAAUGAGAACCUGGCCAAGCUGACAGCCAGAUUUGAGAAAGCCACCGCCGACAAACUCAGGUGCCAGCAGGACGCCGAGUCCACCGCUCGCACCAUCUCCCUCGCCAACCGCCUGGUGGGGGGCCUGGCGUCCGAGAACGUGCGCUGGGCCGAGGCGGUGGACAGCUUCAGGAGCCAGGAGAGGACCAUGUGUGGAGACGUCCUCCUCAUCACCGCCUUCGUCUCCUACCUGGGCUACUUCACCCGACGCUACCGGCUGCAGCUCAUGGACCACACCUGGAGGCCCUACCUCAGCCAGCUGCAGGUGCCCAUCCCCGUGACCCCUGACCUGGACCCCCUCACCAUGCUGACGGACGACGCCGAUGUGGCGGCCUGGCAGAACGAGGGCCUGCCCGCCGACAGGAUGUCCACGGAGAACGCCACCAUCCUCACUUCCUGCCAGCGCUGCCCGCUCAUGGUGGACCCCCAGCUGCAGGGCAUCAUGAUCAAGAACAGAUACGGGGAAGGACUCCGCAUCAUCCGCAUCGGGCAGAGAGGCUACCUGGACUCUAUAGAGCGGGCUCUGGCAGAGGGGGACGUGGUUCUUAUAGAGAACCUAGAGGAGACAGUGGACCCGGUUCUGGGGCCUCUACUGGGCCGGGAGACCAUCAAGAAGGGCAGGUACAUCAAGAUAGGGGAUAAGGAGUGCGAGUACAACCCCAGCUUCCAGCUGAUCCUGCACACCAAGCUGGCCAGCCCCCACUACCAGCCCGAGCUGCAGGCCCAGUGCACCCUCACCAACUUCACCGUGACCCGGGACGGCCUGGAGGAGCAGCUGCUGGCCAGCGUGGUCAGCAUGGAGAGGCCCGACCUGGAGGAGCUCAAGUCCAACCUGACGAAGCAGCAGAACGGUUUCAAGAUCACUCUGAAGACCCUGGAGGACAACCUGCUGUCUCGCCUGUCCUCCGCCUCGGGAGACUUCCUGGGAGACACGGAGCUGGUGGAGAACCUGGAGGUCACCAAGCGCACGGCCGCCGAGAUAGAGGAGAAGGUGAAGGAAGCCAAGGUGACGGAGGCCCAGAUCAACGAGGCCCGUGAGCACUACCGGCCUGCCGCCGGCCGAGCCUCCCUGCUCUACUUCAUCAUGAACGACCUGAACAAGAUCCACCCCAUGUACCAGUUCUCCCUCAAGGCGUUCAGCGUGGUGUUCCAGCAGGCGGUUCUGAGGGCCCGCCCGGAGGAAGUCCUGCACGCCAGGGUGGCCAGUCUGACCGACAGCAUCACCUCCUCCGUCUUCAACUACACCACCAGGGGCCUGUUCGAGUGCGACAAGCUCACCUACAUAGCCCAGCUCGUCUUCCAGAUCCUGCUAAUGAACAAGGAGAUCAACCCAGCAGAGCUGGACUUUCUGCUGAGAUAUCCUGUCCAACCAGGGGCCACCUCGCCGGUGGACUUCCUGUCCAACCACUCCUGGGGCGGGAUCAAGUCUCUGUGUUCCAUGGAAGAGUUCCGGAACCUGGACCGAGACAUUGAGGUCGCCAAGCGCUGGAAGAAGUUUGUGGAGUCGGAGGUCCCUGAGAAGGAGAAGUUUCCUCAGGAGUGGAAGAACAAGUCGUCCCUGCAGAGGCUCUGCAUGAUGAGGGCCCUGAGGCCCGACCGCAUGACCUAUGCCGUCAGAGACUUUGUGGAGGAGAAACUGGGGAGCAGGUACGUGAUUGGCCGAUCAGUCGACUUUGCCGUCUCGUUUGAGGAAUCUGGCCCGGCCACGCCCAUGUUCUUCAUCCUGUCUCCUGGUGUCGACCCUCUGAAGGACGUAGAGAAGCAUGACUCCAAAACCAACUUAUAUGACAUCUCGAACAUCCACCUGGUGGCUCGCUGGCUGGGCUCUCUGGAGAAGCGGCUGGAUCAGCAGGCGGAGGGCAGCCACCCCGGCCUGCGGGUGUUCGUCAGCGCCGAGGCGGCCUCCACGCCCGAGGGCCACAUCAUCCCGCAGGGCAUCCUGGAGAACGCCAUCAAGAUCACCAACGAGCCCCCCACGGGCAUGCACGCCAACCUGCACAAGGCCCUGGACAACUUCACCCAGGACACGCUGGAGAUGUGCGCCCGGGAGAACGAGUUCAAGGCCAUCCUGUUCUCGCUGUGCUACUUCCACGCCGUGGUGGCCGAGAGGCGGAAGUUCGGCGCGCAGGGCUGGAACCGCUCCUACCCCUUCAACACGGGAGACCUCACCAUCUCCGUCAACGUGCUCUACAACUACCUGGAGGCCAACCCCAAGGUGCCGUACGACGACCUGCGUUACCUGUUUGGGGAGAUCAUGUACGGAGGUCACAUCACCGACGACUGGGACCGCCGUCUGUGCCGGACCUACCUGGAGGAGUUCAUCAGGCCAGAGAUGAUGGAGGGAGAACACUGCUUGGCCCCCGGCUUCCCCCUGCCCGGAAACAUGGACUACAACAGCUACCACCAGUACAUCGAUGACACGCUUCCUGCCGAGUCGCCCUACCUGUAUGGGCUCCACCCCAACGCGGAGAUCGGCUUCCUGACGCAGACGUCUGAGACGCUGUUCCGCACCGUGCUGGAGAUGCAGCCCCGAGACGGGGCGGGGGCCGAGGGAGGAGGCACCACCCGCGAGGAGAAGGUGCGUGCGGUCCUGGAGGAGAUCCUGGAGAAGCUUCCGGAGGAGUUCAACAUGGCGGAGCUGCUGGGGAAGGCGGAGGAGAGGACCCCCUACCAGGUGGUGGCGCUGCAGGAGUGUGAGAGGAUGAACCUGCUCACCCAGGAGCUCCGGCGCUCCCUCCGCGAGCUCAGCCUUGGACUCAAGGGAGAGCUGACGAUGACCAGCGACAUGGAGAGCCUCCAGAACGCCAUCUUCCUGGACGUGGUUCCGGAGGGCUGGACGAAGCGUGCCUACCCCUCCAUGUGUGGCCUGGUCCUGUGGUUCACCGACCUGCUGGGCCGCAUCAAGGAGCUGGAGGCCUGGGUGGCCGACUUCUCCCUGCCUUCGGCCGUGUGGCUGGCCGGCUUCUUCAACCCCCAGUCCUUCCUCACCGCCAUCAUGCAGGCCACGGCCCGCAGGAACGAGUGGCCGCUGGACAGGAUGUGCCUGCAGUGUGACGUCACCAAGAGGAGCCGCGAGGAUGUGGCCUCGCCGCCCAGGGAGGGGGCGUUCGUGUACGGCCUCUAUAUGGAGGGGGCGCGCUGGGACACGCAGGCUGGUCUCAUGGUGGACGCCCGUCUGAAGGAGCUGACUCCCAGCAUGCCUGUGAUCUUCAUCAAGGCCGUCCCGGUGGACAAGCAGGAAGUGAGGAGCGUCUACCAGUGUCCCGUCUACAAGACCCGCCAGAGAGGCCCCACCUACAUCUGGACCUUCAACCUCAAGACCAAAGACAUGCCCUCCAAGUGGACCCUGGCUGGGGUGGCACUGCUGCUGCAGAUCUAGGAUCAGUUAUUAAAGCAGAGCUGGGUUAAGGGUGCUGCUGCUACAGCAGAUCUAGGAUCAGUUAUUAAAGCAGAGCUGGGUUAGGGUUAGGGUGCUGCUACAGCAGAUCUAGGAUCAGUUAUUAAAGCAGAGCUGGGUUAGGGUUAGGGUGCUGCUACAGCAGAUCUGGGGUCAGUUAUUAAAGCAGAGCUGGGUUAGGGUUAGGGUGCUACUACAGCAGAUCUGGGGUCAGUUACUGCAGGAGAACAGGAUUAGGUGACGGAUGCGUGGUAAAAACAGGGUUGUGGGUUAGACGCCAGAAAAGCCAGCACAAUGUGCGAAUGUGUGUUGACGUCACAGUCAGCCCGCGAUGCUGAAUGUAACUGUGAGUCACUUUCUAGGGGGAUUUACAUCCGCCAGUAAAGUCAGGAGGUGGGUGGAAAUUAGCAUAGCCGAUAGACAGUAACCAGCCUCACUUAACUCUGUGGUUGCCUUGGUAGGAGAUGAGAGUACAGAGAUUCAUGCAGACCAUAGUGUCUCUAAGAUAAGGGCUUGCAAGUUAGUCUAAGGUACUUCUUGGUCUCUGGGUCCUAUAUACAGAACAGAAGUCGAAACUCUUUGUAUGGGAGUUUUUCAACACGAAAUAAGAUUACGUUUCGUUCACUUUCUAAUCGGCACAAUCACAGCUGCACAAGUUCCUUUUUUUAUCUACCUUUAUUCUAUUAUGUGAUGAAUGCAUUUGGUUUCGUAUCGCUUUUUCUACUUCCUGUAUGAUUUUUGAAG
Messenger RNA from Osmerus eperlanus (European smelt), 12822 nucleotides. It is a transcript of the gene dnah9, whose product is annotated as dynein, axonemal, heavy chain 9. Gene Ontology annotation, molecular function: dynein light intermediate chain binding; dynein intermediate chain binding; minus-end-directed microtubule motor activity. The record is from RefSeq and is a predicted model, not a curated record. Lineage: Eukaryota; Metazoa; Chordata; Actinopteri; Osmeriformes; Osmeridae. Gene Ontology annotation, cellular component: axonemal dynein complex. Gene Ontology annotation, biological process: microtubule-based movement.